AUGAUCCAAAAGAUGCCGCCAUUCUACGAUACGCCAAUGCUUAUUAUGACUGAUACCAUCAUGGAUACUUCUAGCCCACUAACAGAAAUAGAUGAAAUUCAAAUUGAGCAAGGCACAACAACAGGAUUGCCGCCAACCAUUUCCUUUAUUGAGGACCAUUACCGUGACAACGACGAUGAUUUGGAAUUGGAUCCAAUUCCAAUCGACUCCAUGAUAGAUGGAGAAGGAGAAGAGGCUUUAGUUUCCUUUGCAGCUUCUCUCGACUGCUGCUUCCUCGGAGGCAACGAACAGAAUCUUCCUACGGAUCCCAACAGUGGUGAUGAACAAACCAUCAUUACAAGGAACAAAAAGUCUGAUUACAAAGGACGAAGGGUUAGAACCAAGAGACGAACCUUCUCCAAAAUCAAGGACCCCAAUGGCUACGCUGUGGAAUGCCACAAAAACGAUGUCCUACUCGGCCGCGGGGGUCAUGCCAGUAACAAUCCGGGAAACUUGUAUCUUUUGCAAGCAGUUCGAAUGUACAGUGCCGAAUACAAGAGUCUGGCCAAGACGGAACACGACAAGGUCCAGAAGCGAGCUAUUGUACGCCACAUUGUCUCUCAAAUGGAGACCAGGGGCAGCCGAUUCUUGUAUCGGGAAAAGAAGGGAGAACAAUGGCGAGAAGCCAGUGGUCGGGCAAUUUACGAGAAGAUUAGCCAUAUGCUACGGGACAAAUAG
This is a messenger RNA of Cylindrotheca closterium, 717 nucleotides long. NCBI's taxonomy places the organism in Eukaryota, Bacillariophyta, Bacillariophyceae, Bacillariales, Bacillariaceae. The record is from the annotation of a GenBank genome assembly.